AGUAUAAGUUUGCUUAUAAUUAUAUCAAUUUUUAUAAGAAAAUAUUAUCAGAUAUAAGUACUCUGCUAUAUUAAAAAUAAGCAAUUAUUAUUGUGAUUUGUUUAAUAAUAACUUAACUAUAAAAAAAUUAACAAAUGGCUGAAAAACAACAAGAAAUUGAUAAAUUAACUAAUAGUUUGACCAAACAAUUGAAAAUUGAAACUAAACAGCAAAUAACAUUAUUAUUAUUGGGGGAGUCAGGUGUCGGCAAAUCAACAUUUAUCAAUGCAUUUGUCAAUUACCUGUUUUUCGACAAAAUGAGUGAUGCCGUUAACCGAGCGUUUUGUUUAAUACCGGCAAAGUUUACGUUAACGGAUCCAAAAACCAAAAAACGUAAACUUAUGACAUUUGGUGUCCCAACUAAUACGGAAAAUACUGAAAAAACUACCGAAUCGGCCACACAAUACCCGCGCUGUUAUACAUUUGAUUUGGGCGAUCAUCAGCUCAACAUUAUCGAUACGCCCGGUAUUGCUGACACUAAAGGCUUGGAUAAAGACAACCAAAAUAUGCAAAAUAUACUUAAUUUUAUAUCGCAUUAUAGUGUUAUUAACGGUAUUUGUGUGCUAUUAAAGCCAAAUGAGGCCAGAGUUGGGGUUAUAUUCAAGUAUUGUAUACUUGAAUUGUUGUGUCAUUUGAGCAAAUCUGCGGCAAAUAAUAUAAUGUUUGUAUUUACUAAUGCCCGGGGUACUUUUUAUGAACCGGGAGAUACAGCUGCAGCACUGGAGGACGUACUGACACAAGUGAGACAGAGACCACCUAAUGUUGAGAUCAGAUUUGAUGAAAACAAUACAUUUUGUUUUGACAACGAGUCGUUUCGCUAUUUAGUAGCAGUCAGUGAACCAAAUAAUAUGGUUUUUAAUAAAAAUGUUGAAACCGAUUAUGAAACAAGUUGGUCCAGAUCUGUUGAUGAAUGUCAGCGAAUGAUGACUUAUAUAUGCAAAAUAAAACCACACAAUGUUAUGGACACCCUAUCUAUCAAUGACGCCAAACGAACCAUUAAAUUGUUGACACAACCGAUGGCUGAUAUCAGUAAAAACAUUGCCGACAAUCUUAAAGAAUGUCAACUAAGAACUCAAAGAAUAUUGCAUUUUGAGGGCAAUAUUAAAGACCUGAUGAAUGAACUCUAUAUACCGGUCAUAGAUAUAGCGUCGACACCAUUGACUGAUCCGCGGACUGUCUGUUCCGAUAAUAAUUGUUGUGAAUCAGAAAAUAUUGACGGAAAUGUCGUCAAACAUUAUAAGACAGUUUGCCAUUGGAAGUGCUAUUUAAAAUAUGAUGAUGGAAAUGUUAUCGGCAAUAGAGGACUACUUGAUUGUCAGGCAUUCAAUGAAUAUAAGCAAACCGGUCCUGAUAGACAGGUUCGACCCGAAGAUGCAAAUCUACAUCCCGACAAUUCAUGUGUUGCCGAUCCCGUAACGGGUCUUAUAACUGUUCAUUACGCCGAACGUAUAAAACAUGAUUACUGCCAAACAUGUGGACACAGUUAUAUGGUGCACCUACACGUCAAUUAUGAGACCAGAAAAAUUAAGACAAAGCGUAGAGAUGAAGCUAAAUAUGCAUUGAUUACCAGCGAUGAAGAGGCCAGAGAUGCACAAAGAGAUAAAGUUAAUGAACUGAUGGACAGACAGAAGCUAUUGGCCGAAGAGAGCAAAAUUAUCAAUGAAUGUAUGGCUAUGUUUGCCGUAUUUCUCAAACACAACGCAUUGACCCCUUUUAACGACGCUUUUAUGGAUUAUGUCGAACAUCUGAUCAGAGAUGAAGAACAAAACAAUAGACUGGUUUCGGGAGUUAAACAACAAUCAGUAAAACAAUUGAAGGAUAUGUUAGAACAAUACAAACACGAAAGAGACAGUAUAUUAGACGCAAUGAAAAAAGGAGAUAAUUAUAAAACAGUUACUCUCGAGGAUAUCGAUAAUUGUGUCAACAGAUUAAACAAAUUGCCCAUAAAUGGCAAAAAGAUACAGGAGUUGAUGCAAAUGCAAUUGACAAUCAGCAAUAAAAUACAUCACCAUGCUGAUCAACAUGUUAUCAAAGUUAACAAUGACAAUUCAAUUGUCAAAUAUACUAAAAAUAUUUUUAAGAAAAUCGCAAAAAAUAUUUUUUAAAAUUACACAAAUUAUG
Messenger RNA from Oppia nitens, 2160 nucleotides. RefSeq lists its product as uncharacterized. The coding region runs from base 135 to 2144 and encodes 669 amino acids. The transcript is spliced from 5 exons. Lineage: Eukaryota; Metazoa; Arthropoda; Arachnida; Sarcoptiformes; Oppiidae. The record is from RefSeq and is a predicted model, not a curated record.